AUGGUGCGUCUAAAGGUGUCAUCUGUGAUGGAGGUGAUCAACAUAUGGAAGACGACGUCGGGUGGUGCCCAAGAUGUAGUUGGAGACUCACUUUGCAAGGCUGGAGCUGGCGACGCCUCAAUGGUUGGGCCUGGGGAUGCCUCAGCAGCUAGGCUUGGUUACUUUGCUGGCGUGACAAAGAGCUUGGGAGUAGGAGACACUGGUGAAUUCUGGGUAUGCGACGCUGCAAAGAAGAAGGCCUGCACCAGUGUUGGGGGCGGCGCCAUCAUGGCUGGCAGUAGGCUAUGCCUUGGGCGCCAACUGGGUGAUGCCAUGGAGGCCUGGGCUAUGUUAGGGGAAGUAUGUGGUCUGGGCAAUGCCCAGGAGACUUUGGAAAAUCCAGGAGAAGGGAAGGCACGCUGGGGCACGAACCAAAGUAUCAAAAAACCAUAA
Molecule: messenger RNA, 432 nt
Organism: Ilex paraguariensis (yerba mate)
Lineage: Eukaryota; Viridiplantae; Streptophyta; Magnoliopsida; Aquifoliales; Aquifoliaceae
Source: the annotation of a GenBank genome assembly